AUGGAUCCGAAGAUUGAGCAGUUUGUCGGCGUGACGGGUGUUUCACACCGCGAUGCGCGGCGGUUCCUGGACAAGUACAAGCGCGUGGACAUCGCGAUCGAUGCGUACUACAACGACCCGAACGCCGCCGCGCCGCCGCGCCCGGCGGCGGUCUCGACGACGAAGCUGAACCAGCUGUUCGAUCAGUACAAGGACCCGGAUAGCGAGGAGAUCACGGUCGAUGGCACGAUCAAGCUGUGCGAGGACCUGCGCGUGGACCCCGAGGACGUCGUGCUGCUCGCGGUCGCGUACGACCUGAAGUCGCCGCGGAUGGGCGAGUGGUCGCGCAAGGGCUGGCUGGAGGGGUGGAAGGCCCUCGGGGCGGAUACGAUACCCGCGAUGCAGGCAUCCCUGACACGACUGCGCGAGAGGCUCGGCUCGGACAGCGCGUACUUUCAGCAGGUGUAUAAUUACACAUUCGAUUUCUCGCGGCCGGCGGGGCAGCGGAGCUUAGCACUCGACAUGGCGCAGGGCUUCUGGGGCCUGCUGAUCCCGCACGGGCUGGAGGGCGGCGCGAUCACGCACAUCGCGUCCGCGCAGGCCGAGGAGGACGACGUGGACAUGACGGGCACGGGUGAGGGCUGGAAGGAGGCGUACACGCAGUGGUGGUUCGACUUUCUGAACGAGAAGGGCGGGAAGGGCGUCAGCAAGGAUACGUGGCAGAUGUUUCUGGAGUUUGUGCGUACGAUCGACGCGAGGUUCGAGACGUACGAUGCGGAAGCUGCAUGGCCAUCAACGCUGGACGAUUUCGUCGACUAUGCGAAAGGACGACUAGCCUCGGGCGGGGCCUGA
Molecule: messenger RNA, 831 nt
Organism: Postia placenta MAD-698-R-SB12
Lineage: Eukaryota; Fungi; Basidiomycota; Agaricomycetes; Polyporales; Adustoporiaceae
Exons: 7
Coding region: 1-831 (276 amino acids)
Biological process (GO): protein neddylation; positive regulation of ubiquitin-protein transferase activity
Cellular component (GO): ubiquitin ligase complex
Molecular function (GO): ubiquitin conjugating enzyme binding; cullin family protein binding; ubiquitin-like protein binding
Source: RefSeq, a predicted model, not a curated record